Molecule: messenger RNA, 1545 nt
Organism: Nanorana parkeri
Lineage: Eukaryota; Metazoa; Chordata; Amphibia; Anura; Dicroglossidae
Product: E3 ubiquitin-protein ligase TRIM39-like
Exons: 1
Coding region: 1-1545 (514 amino acids)
Molecular function (GO): protein binding
Source: RefSeq, a predicted model, not a curated record
AUGGCGACUACGGACUUGAGAAGCCAGCUGAACUGCUCUGUCUGUCUGGACAUUUUGAGGGAUCCUGUCACAAUAAGAUGCGGGCAUACGUUUUGUGAACUCUGUAUAAGCAGUGUACUGGACAGCCAGGAAAGAAGUCAAGUUUUCACCUGUCCUGAAUGCAGGAAAAGAUUUAAGGUGAGACCUGCACUGCAGAGAAAUGUAAUAUUGUGUAAUAUAACGCAGUACUUCCAUCCGUCUGAGUCUGAGGACAACGUACCGCAUUCACAAUCAAGCUCCUGCUGUGGCAACCUAUGUAAAGCUUCACUUUGUGAGGUCCACCUGAAUGCCCACGUUACCACUGAGGAGAAUGUUUUCUCUGAAAGCAGCACAUUAUCAGAGAACAGGAACUGUCCCAUUCACAAGAAAGUCUUGCAAAACUUCAGCCCUCUGGAUGGUUCGGGUGUUUGUGUUUGCUGCAUCCUGGAAAGAGAGGAAUAUAGACAUAGAGGGAGAUUGGUGGAAAGACUAAGUGAGGCAUUUUUACAAAAGAAACAUCUGAAGAGUGUUCAACAAAAGCUCACUUUCAAGCAAGAGGAGACUGAUAACAAGGUGCAAAGUCUGCAGGAACACCAGAGAAAAGUGAUAGAAAAAGCUGCUGGAGUAACGGAGAGUGUGAAUAAUCUGUUUAGAGACAUGAGAGAGAAGAUUGAUGUCCUGGAGAAAGGUGUCAUGGAUGAGAUUGCCAGACAGGAACACCAAAUUGUACAUUCCACAUCUGAUUUACUUACAAAGCUGCAAUUAAAACAAGACGAGCUGUCGGCACAAAUACUUCACAUUGAGGAAAUGUGCAAGAUAACUGAUCCAUUGACAAUUUUAAAAGGAUGGAAGGAAGACUGUGCACAGUUUUGUGAUGCUGAGAAAGAUAUGGAGAGAGAAGAGGAUGACUCUACUGUAGAUUAUUUAGAUGAAGGCAUUAUCUCCACCAUGCUUCAUUCAGGUUUGACUAACAUUGUGUCUGGUGUAAAGAACGGGUUCUAUGUGCAGGAAGCAUCAAAUAUAUUGCUAGAUACUUCCACAGCUAGUGGUGGAAUAAUAAUAUCAGGAGACAGAAAGAUAAUUUCUGAAGGUACAUUACAUCCAUCACAUGAGCAAUCACCAGAACAAUUUGAGUAUUUUCAAACUUUUAGCACCAGAAGUUUUUCAUCAGGGCAGCACUACUGGGAAGUGCAAGCAAGUGACUCUGGUAGUUGGAAAGUGGGGGUGGCCUAUCCCAGCGUAGAAAGAAGAGAAGACUUUGGUGCUGAUAAUAAGUCAUGGGUUUUAUGUUUGACACAAUUGGAUACAUCUGAAAAAUGGUAUUCAGUAGAACAUGACAAAAAUGACAUUGAUCUCAAUGUCUCCUCUCAGAGGUUUGGAAUAUAUCUGGAUUAUGAGGCUGGUAGACUUUCCUUUUAUGAGCUGAGUGACUCAGUAAAACACUUACAUACAUUCAUUGCCAACUUCACUGAGCCUCUUCAUGCCGCCUUUCAUGUAAUGGAGAGCUGGCUGAAAAUUGCAAGCUAA